Colletotrichum fioriniae is the source of this 474-nucleotide messenger RNA. RefSeq lists its product as uncharacterized. Lineage: Eukaryota; Fungi; Ascomycota; Sordariomycetes; Glomerellales; Glomerellaceae. The record is from RefSeq and is a predicted model, not a curated record.
AUGUCAUCAUCAAGAGCUCUCCGCCUUCAAUCGGCCCUCCGAAACCCCACCUUCCGCACCUCCGCACAACUCGCCUCCCGCCGGGGCUACGCCGUCAAGGAGCCCCCGGCACCAAACCCCAUCAACCCGAGCGGUUCAGCGCCGUCCCGCCCAACACCGUCUCAAGCAAACCCCAAAGUCGGAACCAAGCCAGAUGAGAUAAGUAACAGGAGCGCACUCUACCUCGUCCUCGGCGUCGCCGCAGCACUAGGCGGCACUUUCGCCUUCCUGACCGGCGCCCCAGACCGCGCAGCAGGCGUCGCGGACGCCGUCACCCGCGGCGGUGGACCGUCCAUCACGCCUGGCCUGGGUCCCAAACCUUCGAGCGAGCGGAAUUUGGAGAACACAACCGGACGGGAUGCGAAUCGGCAGACGGGGUUGGCGGGGAUAAAGAGCAAGCAGACAGAUCCGAAUCAGCUGCAGGCGAGCAAUUAA